Messenger RNA from Thunnus maccoyii (southern bluefin tuna), 1860 nucleotides. RefSeq lists its product as uncharacterized. The record is from RefSeq and is a predicted model, not a curated record. Bases 239 to 1177 code for a protein of 312 amino acids. The transcript is spliced from 7 exons. NCBI's taxonomy places the organism in Eukaryota, Metazoa, Chordata, Actinopteri, Scombriformes, Scombridae.
GAGGGGGAACUAAAUGCGCGUAAAAGUUACCCACUGUACUCCUCCUCCUCGUCCAUGAGGCUGAUUUGGCUCCAGAUAUAAACACAGAGCUCCUCUCUGUCCCCGCUGCGCUCCUCAAUCUCCUAACAACCGGCAGCCAGUUUGCUCCCGGAGACCGAAAAACUGAGAAAAAAAGCAGAAGGGGACGAACUCUGGCGCAUUCCCCAGGAUGGAGCUAUAAAAGACAAGGUGGACUUCUAUGGAAUGGGAGGCCUGUCCGAGUCUUUCCACACAGUUUUCCUGCAGGGUUAGCUCACAGAAGGAUUCUCCAUCCAAGCCAUCUGUGGCUGAGCUCGCUGGAAGGUUCAAAGGUCAUAUUCUACCGAUGCCCACCUCAAAUGACGAGUUGCCAUUUUGUAGAAGACCUCCGUGUUCCCUGAAGCUGUCAAACCAAAAAGAUGAUAAUGAAGAAUCAGAUAAAACCAGCGUCUCUCCAAAACCCUUUAAAAUCAAAAUGAAGAACUCACCCAUCAUUGAGAAACUGCAGGCCAACCUUGCUCUGUCCCCCACCGCUCUGGUGCCUUCGCCCAAGAGUUCCGAGGUGAAGCUGCAGCCGGCGCCGCUGUCUCCCACCACACCUUGCAGCCCGCCGACCCCACUGAGUCCCACCCUGCGGCCCUCACAGCAGUCCAGUGAAGAGGAGGAUCCUGUCAGCUUCGACAGCCCUCCUGAAGGCGCCCCGCUGCCUAGCAUCAAUAAGACUCGUGCACGGCUAUCAUUCAAGAGGCGCCCGCCCACAAGACAGCACAGGAGGUCAGCUGGAGAGGAGGCGGGAGCCUUCAAGAGUGGCCUGUCCCUAUGUGAACUGCACAGCCCAAAAGAAAAUGGGGACAGGGACCUGGUUUUAGACAGCCCAGAAGAGGAAGCCGAAUAUGGCCAGCUGACCAGUCUGAAAGAAGCUGAGGAGAAGGACAGGGACUGUGAAAAGACAGAGAAAGAGGUAGCAAAGAAUGAUCCAGAUGACAGGGAAGAUCCGGAGGAGGAGCAGGCAGCAGAACAAGCCCAGACUUUGGAGCAGGAACAGCAGCCUUUGGAGCCUUGUCCUGCUGAGCAGACAGAGGGUGACUUUGAGAAAGAAGAGGAGCAGGAGGAGAUGCCAAGACGCACCAAGGAGGAAAUUAAAGGGUGUGAACUGUGAAUGUUUACGUCAAGAAAAACAAAAAAUCUAUGAAUAAGUUAUUCAGUGCUUUGAUUAAGAGAACUCUUUGAAAAUACUUUUUGUAAAGAGUUAAUCUGUUUUAAAGUUCUUGGUAUCUACCUGCUCUGUUUUAUGUCCCUCUGUCGCCCUCUCCUGGCCUUCCAUAGAACAGGUCUAUAAACACUGGAGAGAGCCCUCUAGUCAAGGAAACAGCUGUUUUCCGCAGAUGGAAGGCAGAAGAAAAUUUGCUUUAUGUUGUAUCAAGUCUGCAUGACCAGAUUCCUAUUUUUAUGACAGAUAGCAUUUUUUUUUUCUGAGAUUUGACACGAGAUUGCUAAGAGUGCAUUUCCAUGUCAGAUGUCACUGUCAUGUACACAGGACUUUGAAAAUACUGAAUGCUGGGUUAACAUAAGACUGAAAUAUUAUAGACAUCAUGUAUAUGUUAUAGCAGAUAUAUAAAAUGUUCUGGCAUCAUAACAAAUCACUCUCACUGAAAUUAUGUACUUUUGCUUGGCUAGUUUUCUUUUGAUGUAUAUGUCGACAUACUUCUCUGCUUGUCUUUAAUUUUGGAUACCUUAUAAAAUAUUGAAAUCACAGUGCUACUGUGGAGUGGCUCAGGUCCUCGGAUAUGAUGCACAGAGAUGUUAAGAAAAUAAACAGCUUCCUUCGUAUGUAAAGAAAAA